Lucilia sericata (common green bottle fly) is the source of this 708-nucleotide messenger RNA. RefSeq names its product multiple coagulation factor deficiency protein 2 homolog. The record is from RefSeq and is a predicted model, not a curated record. Gene Ontology annotation, molecular function: calcium ion binding. Bases 123 to 629 code for a protein of 168 amino acids. NCBI's taxonomy places the organism in Eukaryota, Metazoa, Arthropoda, Insecta, Diptera, Calliphoridae. The transcript is spliced from 4 exons.
UCACCACCAUGAUUUUAUAAUGCACCAACCACUUUUGUCCAAAACAAAACACACAUAUACAUAAGAAUGUAGUUUAAAUAUUAAAAUAUACAUAUGUACGAAGAAUUUGAAAUUAAUUUAAAAUGUGCAAAUUGUUAAAUGUUAUUAAUUUUAUAAUAUGUGUUGCAACGUUUAGUCAAACUAUUACUUCGAGUCUAGCAAUAAAACGGGGUCCACAUCACCCGCGAAGUGAACAAUCAAAGACUCGAAAAGUUGACCAGCAUUUAACGCAUGAAGAGCAUCACAUCGAGGAUGAUUUAAAAGAAAUGGGAAUCAGUGCGAAUUUGGAUGAGAUGUCAGAAGAAGAAAAAAACUUUUAUUAUUUUAAGAUUCACGAUAGUGACAAUAACAAUGCACUGGAUGGUUUAGAGAUGCUACAGGCAGCAAUACAUCAAGAUGAAAAUUUCAAAAAACUAGAUCGUGAAAAUUACAUUCAGAACGCCAAUGAAGAACUGGAUCACAUCAUAGAGGUUAUUGAUGAAUUUCUUCAACUUGCUGACGCUAAUAGGGACGGAUUACUACAUUAUCCUGAAUAUGUGAAAGCUGUGACUGGAUCCACUGAUGAAAAAACACAAUUGAAUAACGUUUAAUUAUAUUUUGAGAGUUUUAUUUGAAAUUAAAUAAAAAAAAUAUUUAUCUAAAGAUUAUUAAUAAAUUUAAUAAAACAGA